Messenger RNA from Marchantia polymorpha subsp. ruderalis, 4584 nucleotides. The record is from the annotation of a GenBank genome assembly. Lineage: Eukaryota; Viridiplantae; Streptophyta; Marchantiopsida; Marchantiales; Marchantiaceae.
CGGCAGCAGUCCCUCCAGUGUACCGGAGCAGUCCAGAGCCCAGAGUUCAGAGUCCUGUCCUGUCCUGCCUCGGCCCCAGGGGAAGUGGAAGUUGCCCAAAGUCCGCUUGACAUCUUUCUCUCUCUUCCUUCCUUCCGUCGUUCUCCUUCCCUCGCUCGCUUCCUUCCUUCCUGCCCUCUCGCAGCUGCCCCUGGUUCAAGAAUUCCCCCCUCUCUCUCUACACAGUUUUUUGGGUGUCAGCGCCGAGAAUUCUGAGAAAUGCGGAUGUCUGCCCUCCAUGUUCGCUGCUGCCUGCGCAUGUUUUUCCGAAGCUCGUACCAUAGUAGACGAUAAGUGCGCUCGUCGUCUCAAUUGAGAGGGAGAGAGAGAGAGAGAGAAGGGAAGAGAGUGAACGUGCACUGGCGGAGGAAAAUGUGAGUGAAAGGAGGAGGGAGGCGACGAGAGCGGGAUCCGUUGGAACGGCAGUGGGAUUUGAUCGUGGAAUGAGGGAAUGUGGGCGUUGGAGUCGGUAGUGUGGAAGAAAGAUUUGACGGAGAUUGAAGUGUAGAACGACCAUUGCGAAGUGAUAAUAGAGAAGGUGAAUUGCUUCGUGAUUCUGCCCCUUGAAACGGAAGUGAGGAAUGUAAAUGUGGACGGCGAUUUCACGCGGUGUCUUGCGGAGAUUAGACAGGAGGUCUCUGUUCGGCGGAGCCCCGACUUUGAGCUGAGUGGGUGAAAUCUUGCGCCAGGUGUUAUCGUUUUUUCAGGUACUGGAAGCUCAUCGAGAUGCUCAACGAAAUUCUGCGAAUGUAGGAAGGGUCCGAGGGAGCUUGCCAGCAUCGAGUAGCGACACGGCGAAGCACUGUACGGAGACGUGGGUGGGUGACAAAUCUCAUCUGUUCCGAUAGGAACCCUACUAUCUACGCCCUGGGGCGCCGCGAGCUUGAUACUAGAAUUCGAACAGUGAGGUUUGCGUGAGCGCUGAUGAGCAGGAAGGAGUUCACGCGUUGAGUACGGAACCUCGAGAGUACGGAAUGGAAACCAAUUUAGUGUGCAGGCUCGGAUCGCAUGCCAGCUUGCGCCAGUGAUGAGGAGCAUUGGAGCUCUGUUGGGCUUGCACCAGUCCUUUUACUGCAUGAAGGUUGAUCUUCGAAACGCAUCGAGCCCAGCAGGAGACAUACGACUCGCUCAGGAAGUCCAGGAGUUCAUAACAGAAAUUGGACUGAUAAGCUUUGGAGAUUCUGCCAGCGAACUUCAUCCCGUAGGUGGUGCUUUCUUCUGCUUGCAGCUUGACAAAGGGCAAGAGCGAUGGGGAUCUGGGGAGUCGAUGAGGAAGAUGGUAAUGAGAGUGCCAGUAGCGGUAGGUUGGAGAAAAGGUGACCCAGUUUCUGUGUGAACAUAGCAAGGAUUACGAGCAGCGCCGGAAUAGGGGUAGAGACGGAGAAAAUGUGUGGAGUGAGUAGGCUCCGUGUCUUGCAGGUCGUGGUGCUCUUCUGUCUCGUCACCUGGAGCCCAGUGGCGAGGGGAGACGAUCUUCAGGUGCUGUUGGACUUCAAGAGCAAGCUCAUAGACCCCUUCGGCUCUCUUGCUUCUUGGAAUUUGUCGAAUGUAAAGUACUGUGAUUGGUUCGGUAUUGUGUGCGACGCGUCGACAAGCAGGGUGACCAAGCUACAUCUGAACGCUAGCAGUCUCUCGGGCUCCAUUUCUCCAUCGAUCGGCAAUCUCUCUUUUCUGGAAUCAGUUGAUCUGUCUGCGAAUCAGCUGUCUGGCCACAUUCCGAGGCAGGUGAGCGGGCUCUCGAAUUUGACCAGGCUGGGGUUGUUUCAAAAUUCUUUCUCUGGAGAAAUUCCCUCAGAUCUGGGAAUCAAUGGGCGUCUGGAACAUGUUGAUUUGUCUGCUAAUCAACUGGACGGGCCUUUUCCUCCUGCCAUAUGUUUCUCACCGAAACUCACCUUACUAAGCCUCUAUAAUAAUUCCCUGAGUGGCCCCAUCCCUCAGAACAUCAGUUCGUGUAGAAGUCUGCAGCGUCUUCUUCUCGCAGACAAUGAAUUCCAGGGCCAAAUUCCGGAGUCCAUUGGGAGCUUGGAGAACCUUGUCAUUCUGGACUUGUCUAGCAACAUGUUUGUGGGACCAAUGCCCUCAAAUUUCAGCCAGGGCAUUUCCUAUCUAAGCCUGCGAGACAACCAGCUGUCAGGAACUCUAGGAAUUCAUUGGGACCACCUCAAGAAUCUCACGCUUUUGAGUCUGGGAAGUAACAAUUUGAGUGGCCAAAUUCCUCUAGAGCUGGGCGAACUCGAGGUGCUGAACACUCUCCAUCUGGCACACAAUAAGUUCGAGGGACCAAUACCCGUCACUCUGAGUCAAAUUAGGCUUCUCGACAUCUUGGAUCUGAGCAGCAACAAAUUGGAGGGGGAGAUUCCGAAGGAGAUCGGAAAUCUGGACAAUCUCUCGUCUCUGAUUCUGGAGGACAACAAACUCUCCGGCCCGAUUCCGGCCGAGCUCGAGGGAUGCGUGAAAUUGAUCGAGCUGGAGAUCGCGAAUAACAAUCUCAGCGGCGUAAUUCCUCCACAACUUGGCAAGCUGACCAAUUUGCAGUACGGUCUCAACUUGAGCUUCAACAGCUUGAGCGGUCCAAUCCCCAAGGAGUUGGGCAAUCUCACGAAGUUGACCAAACUUGAUUUAUCACACAAUCUUCUCGAGGGCCCGGUCCCUGCGUCAUUGGGAGACCUUCCGAGUCUGCUCUACAUCGACUUGAGCUACAACAGAUUGAACGGCACGGUUCCUCCGUUCAAGACCCCAGUCAACGAGACUCAGUUUGCGCACAAUCGUGAUCUCUGCUUCGUGAGCUGCGUCGGGUCGGAUGGCGGGUCUGGAGGGGAGGGCGCAGGGCUUCCAACGUGGGCGGCGAUUGUGAUCGGCAUCGGGGUGGCUCUGGCGUUGCUGGCUCUGGGUGGAGUCAUCGCCUGCUACUUGAGGAACCAAGUGCAGUACUAUCCGACGGAGGGAGAGCCCAAAGUGCAGUCGACGGAGGGGCGCCUGUUCGUGGAUCCGGAAAGGGAGAACUUCACCUUCGAGGGCGUGCUGGAUGCGACUCUGAUGAUCAAUGAGAACCAUCUGAUCGGCCGGGGCCGCUUCAGCAGCGUCUACAGAGUGGUCUUGCCCAAUGGCCUGGAGCUGGCCAUCAAGAAGCUCAAGGUCGAUACGGAGAAUUCGGUUCUCAGCCGCAGGUUCGUCUCCGAGCUUCUGAAAGUCGACAAGAUGCGACAUCACAACAUUCUCAGGAUCCUCGGAUUUGUGCUCCGAGGAGAUUCUCUGCUGCUGCUGUACGACUACAUGCCCAACGGCAGCUUGGGCGAGUGGCUGCACAGGAGGCCCGAGGCGGUGCUGGAGUGGAGCACCCGCUAUCGGGUGGCGGUCGGCUCUGCGCAGGGCCUCGCCUACUUGCACCACAAUUGUCAUCCUCCGUUCGUGCACCGCGACAUCAACUCCAACAACGUGCUCUUGGAUGCUUCAUUCGAGCCGCAUUUGGGAGAUGUGGGGCUCGCUAAGCUCUACGAUCCUUCCAAGGACACCGAGAGCAUGACGGCUGUGGCUGGUUCGUUCGGGUAUAUUGCCCCAGAGUAUGCGUACACCAUGAGAGUGACGGAGAAGAGCAACGUGUAUAGCUUCGGGGUUGUGCUGCUGGAGAUGCUGACAGGGCGGGAUCCCGUGGAACGGACAUUUGGAGAGGGAUUGGAUCUGGUGUCGUGGGUGCACACCGCUGCCGAAAGGGAAGAAACGCCAGAGCAGAUCCUUGAUCCAGCAGUGUCCACUGCUUCCUUCCACGUGCGCCAGGAGAUGCUCUCGGUUCUCAAAGUGGCCAAGCUUUGCACCAGCACUCUACCUUCAGAACGACCCAAGAUGAAGGCGGUCGUAGAGAUGCUUUACAAAUCAAAGCAGAAUGCCGUACAGCCGUUCCAGAUUGGCAGCUUACAGUGAAGGAAAACCGGCGAACCAAAUUCACAUGUCACUCGGCAAACGAUCUGCACUCAUUGUCACGUUUUUCCACUGUAGUCAAGAUGACCUGUUUCUUGCAUCCAUCCAACAUUGAAGAAGCCAUUCUCUCGUGGUAACAGGGAACCCUGGAGACGGCUCCGACUAUGCCCACCUCAAUGGUGGAUGCUAUGACCAUCAUCAGCUGGGCUUCCUUCAACUGGUCUGGCAGUUUUGAUGUGUACUUUUGACCGACGUCUCUGCUGUUCCUUACCCAAGGUGACUUCGCCUGCAAUUUUGGCCCAUACGAAUAUUUCUAGAACUAUCUCUGGAAACAAGAUGUCAGGACUUGUCAAAGACUGAAGUCUUUGAACAACCACCUCGUAUGGCAUCACUUUGCCCCAGGAGGUACACUUGUACUAGGACUGUUAGUGCGGAAAUACUGGAGCAGCCCCACUCAUCCAUCAAUACUAUAAUCCAAGGGCAGUGGGAAAAUGCGUCGCUAUGGCUUGUACGAUUCCUCUCAUGUUUGCCUGGUAUAUACCAGGGGACUGAGAGUUGUGACACUGUAUACAUCGUGUUUCGAUAAACACCACUAUCUUUGUAACGAUUCCGAUGAGUCGAAUUCCUGUG